Messenger RNA from Haliotis rubra (blacklip abalone), 889 nucleotides. RefSeq lists its product as uncharacterized. The record is from RefSeq and is a predicted model, not a curated record. The coding region runs from base 42 to 779 and encodes 245 amino acids. The transcript is spliced from 5 exons. NCBI's taxonomy places the organism in Eukaryota, Metazoa, Mollusca, Gastropoda, Lepetellida, Haliotidae. Gene Ontology annotation, cellular component: plasma membrane.
GCAAUUAGUCCACUUCGGAGUAGAGUUUCAUCGUAUACGUAAUGAACACAAGCAUAUUUAAGUACGGUCGAACUUGGAGCAUUGGAAGGGAGAGUGCCAUGUUGGAUGUCAGACACUGUGUGCUUGUAUGUGUGAUGCUCACACGUGCUUUCGGCACAAACACGUGCAUGGAGGAGAGGGUCAAGGAUACGAAGCUACUGGGCCACAUGUUCCUGGUACUGGAAGCACCGCGUGAAGAGACGUGUUUCCAAGUAUGUCUGAGAAGCAGCAGAUGUUUGUCCGUCAAUUGGGAGGCGGCCGUACGACGUUGUGAGCUGAACUCGGUGUCAGGACAACAUAACGACAGGGUGAACGUCUCCGGCGCUGUGUACAUGCAGGUCAACAUGCCGUCGUGUCAGGUGUUGGGGCACGUGUGUGGACAUCGUUCAUGUGACCCGACAGAGUUCUGCGUGACGGUGCGAGGGGGUGCUGGCUACUUGUGUGUCACCACUGACACGUAUCAGGGAUGCUACGGGCAGGCAAACAAAGACCGUCUCCUACCAACCGACGACGACAUCAGUAGCAACUCAAUGACCAUCCCCAUGUGCUCCGCCCACUGCCAGACUCUCAACAAACCCUACAUCGCCCUCCACAAAGGCAAGGACUGUUCGUGUGGCACUACGCUGGACACCGGAGGACACAGCUUGCUGGCGGACUCAUCGUGUAGCAAGGCGUGUUUCGGCGACAGCAGCACGUUCUGCGGCGCCACCUGGAAAGUCUCGGUGUACAAGAAUGAGUAAUUAAAGAACAGCAUCCGUGGAAAUCCGUUAUAGGAUAUGAAUGUUAUAGACACUCAUCAACUCUACCCCAGGGCCUAGAUUUUCGAAACUGUCUUGGCGCUAAGAUAAUC